Molecule: messenger RNA, 21756 nt
Organism: Metopolophium dirhodum (rose-grain aphid)
Lineage: Eukaryota; Metazoa; Arthropoda; Insecta; Hemiptera; Aphididae
Biological process (GO): protein phosphorylation
Molecular function (GO): protein kinase activity; ATP binding; protein binding
Source: RefSeq, a predicted model, not a curated record
UCACUCGGACCCGCGGAAGGGACGGACCGGGGUUUUCCUCUGCAGUACUCCGGUUUUCCAUUUUUUUUGCGUGUGCUGACAUGGCUGCUGCAGGGCGAACGGUCGGCGACGGCCCGGCUGGAGUUUUAUCGCGACAAUAACGUAGUCGUUCGCUCGUCGCAUUCGCACCGCAGACGACUGCACGACCCCGCAACAAUAUUAUAAUAACGCCGACGACGAAAAUAAUACAUUUGUUAUUAUUAUGGGAAACAAAUGCUGCAAAAACCAGUCGUCCACGUACAGUAGCGCCAACGCGACCAUCAGAUCGUUCUCGUCGUACAACUCUUCGAUCCUCCGAUCGGGCGGAAGUCAUGCAAUCACUUUUGGAACCUCUACUCGCGCUGGUGACUCCUUGACCACCCUCACCAUGAAGUCGAGUAAUAACUCGGAUGUUGGUAGUAAGGAUUACCGAGGUGGUUCAUCGAGCACUGUUGGCCAAGAAGAUCUGAUUCCAAUAUUUUUGAGACGCCUUAACGACCUUAAUAUCAGAGUCGGAACCAGAACUAGGUUUUUGAUCGAGCUCGACGACGCUACUGGUGUUCAGGUCCGUUGGUACCACAACAACGUAGAGGCCGACAAUGAAAGAUACCAGUACAUUCACGAGGGAGGGUUUUAUUGUUUGGACAUUGUUCCUGUGACGUUGUUCGACGAAGGUCUAUGGGUGUGCACCGCACAGAACUACGCCGGGAAAUCGUCAACCGCUGCUCAUCUAUCGCUAACCAUUCCGAAAGCGUUUAAAAAACCAAUUUUCGUCGAGCAGCUGAAGGCAGUACUAACACAGCGUGGAAUCGUCUCACUGGAGUGCAAGGUGAUCGGCGUCCCGACGCCUAAGUUACGAUGGUACAAAGACGACAAGGAGAUCAAAGCCGGCGACAUAUUCGCGCUGACGGCAAAUUCCGAAGAAGACUGCCUGGGCAUUUACACGUGCGAGGCGACAAAUGUCAUGGGCACCGCGCUGUCUACGUCAAAAAUACAAGUGACUCACACGCCACUCGACGGAAACCACGACGCAGACAGUCUCAUACCAUAUGGGCCGCCACCGAAGUUCGCGAAAUUUUUAAAAAACGCGUCCGGUAAAGUCGGCAGCGUACUGUUUUUAGAAUGUCAAGUCGAUGUACCACCAUGGCCUCGAAGUAUAGGAUGGUAUAACGACAAUGGUAUAGUAAACGAAGGACCAUUGUACCACCUGUUGGCUGAUGGCUUGGGCAUGUAUGGCGUAGAGAUAAAAUCACUUAGAGCCGACCAUAGCACUACUUGGAAAUGUGUCGCUACUAGUUCAACGGGAGCGAAGGCUGUUACUUCCUGUGUGGUUUCGGUGUCAUACCCAAAGAAUUACCGGGUACCAAGAUUUUUAGAAAGCCUAAGAGCAAUCAUGACUGAUGAAGGUUUAGUUAGCUUUGAAUGCAAGGUCAUCGGAUACCCCACGCCACAACUCUUGUGGUUCAAAGACGGCAAGCAACUUCAACCCGGAGACGUUUAUGAGUUAACUGGGAGUAAAUCUUUAGGUAGCUAUUGUUGUGUCGCCCGAAAUUGCAUGGGCGAAACAAGUAGCCUUGCCGAACUUACAAUAGAAGACAUCCAAAAUCAAUUGAACGAAAGUGAAAAACUUCAAUUAACGUCAAACACACAGCCACCAAGAUUUAUAUUGGGACUUAAGAGUAUUGAGGCUAACAUUAAUGAAUCUUUUGUUUUUAUGAUAAAAGUCACAACUGAAUCUACACCUUCGAUCAGCUGGUAUAAAGAAGAUGAACAACUAACUGAAUCAAAUCGAUACCAGUUUUCUACUGAAGACAAUGGGACAUAUAUUCUAAACAUAGUGCCGCUCGAAAUUGACGAUCAGGCUGAAUGGAAGUGUGUAGCAAUCAACAAGUAUGGUCAAACUGCAACGUCCAGUUUCUUGAAGUUAAAUAUUCCAAAAAAUUUUAAGCGUCCGAGAUUCCUUGAGGAACUGAGAAUAGCGUUCUCAAACGAGGGUUCGGUAAACUUAGAAUGUAAAGUAAUCGGCGUCCCGCAACCGCAACUGAAAUGGUUUAAAGACGGCCAAGAGCUAAAUCCCGGCGACAUGCACAAAAUAAUUUCGGGACAAAGCGGUACGUGCUGUUUGGGUACUUACACUUGCCAGGCACACAACUGUAUGGGAACGGUGUCCAGUUCAGCAACACUAUUGACAAUGGAAGAUAAGUCCACGGUCAAAUCUUGCGCAUCGGAAGAGUAUUUAUCCGUCGGGAAUCCGCUUGUACGCAAUGAAUCCUUGUCGACAAUUCCGGAAGAGCGGACAAGCCAAAUGGAAAAAUCGUACACCAUUGAAGAACCUGCUGACAUAUCAUUUUCAUUUGACGGCAAAGAAGUGACCGUUUCGCUUUAUGAAACUCCAGACCUAACGCACGACGAAGCAUUGCAAAUCAUUGAAAUGUAUGCGGACGAACUUUCUGAACAUAUAUCAGAAGACAAUAUUGUUGAUUUGCCUUCGUUACGAAUUGUAAAAGAAUCGUCGAUUUCCGGCCCGGUUAUGAUGGAAGCUUUGGUUAUAGACGUACCUAUCGAUUUUUGUAGACAACAAACAGUAUCAGACACUGAAUUCGAUGGAGUUUCACUGACUGAAGACAUUACUCUUGCAAUUAACGAUAAAAGCGAAAGCAUAUGUGAAAAUAGUCUGGAAUAUUUUUCGGACCAUUUGUCGUCUGGAAAUUCGAAGCGUGAGGUAUUUUACAGUGCGAGUGAAACGACGCCUAAACAUUCAUCAGUGAUUUUAAAACAGCAAUCGGAAGACAAUGGCCAUCAGUCUUUUCAGACACCAAAACUAUUUAUGUCAGACUCCGACGAUCAGAUUUUAACGCAAUUGAAAUUAGACGAAAAACUUUUAUCCCAGAAUUCUAAACAUGUAACCGGACCAUUGGCUCGGUCUGAGAGCAAUAACACCGAAGAAGAAGUGUCUGAAACAUUGGCUGAAAUAGAAAACGAAACACCAUUAUCACAAAAUUAUUGUGCAUCUGAAAUCGUUACUCAAUCUGACGAAGAUGGAUUAUACUCAACAGUAUUGAACAAAAUACGUGGUAAGGGAAUGACAAGUGUGAUACUUAGUUCAGAAGAAGACGACGUUUUGAAAAUUAUUUCCAGACCAAACGUGGACGAAUUUUUAAAAUACAUGAAAAUUAUUUUGGAAGGUACAAUGGUAAAAAUGCGCACUCACGAAAAUUUUAAUUUCACUAGUAACACAACUGAACUUGAACGUUCGAUCCAAGCACUACAUUCACUUGCAUGGAAAUUCAUCGAAGAAACAGAGAGAAAUGAUGUUUCAGAGUUGGAAAAAAAUACGGCCGAUAAUGUGUCAAGUUUAAUGACUGCAAUAAACGCGAGUUUGUUAGCAUUAGAACAAAUCGAUGAUCCAUUUGGUGUUUCAGACAAUAUACUAAACGAAAUACAAUCAUCCGUAUGUUUUGAUUUAGAAACGCUUAACAAUAACAACCUUCCGGCUACAGAAAUUUUAGAUCGUUUGUCAGACCAAAUAAAUAACUUCACAAUUGUUGUCAAUAGACAGGUAGCCCGAGUUACAGAACAACGUAUUAUAGCUGUGUUACAAAACACAAUCGGCACUACUUUGGUAUACAUCAAAACACUACAGCAAAAUUGUUCUAAAAUAAAAUGCGUGGACAUAAAUUCAUUGGCCCCUUUAUUUUCAAUGGUACAACCAUUAGAAAAUAUUUUAAAUGACAUAGCUGUUAUGGAAGAGGCAUCAAUGGACGAUAACAAACCUAACUUUAAAUUAAAACAAAUAUUAAUACCCCCCAUUAGUUCUAUUGCGUUUGCUUUAGAUAAUUUAAAUACAGCAUUAAAAAACGAUAGUUCGGUUGACGAUCAGGAUUUGAAAGAUAUAUACGAUAGAAUAAAUGAAGCAACAAAUCAAUUUAUGACACUCGCUUCGCAUGGCAUGGAAAGUAAUAAAAUAGCUGAAUGUUUCAUAUCUUUCACAAAACCGAUUAACGAUUUAUGUUGUCAUCUGAGACGGUUAGGCAGAUCAACAGAAAAUAUUGUGUCUUCUGAUUACGGAUCUGACGAUAAACUAUUACUAGAUUUUGAGACGCUUUUCGAUGAAUUGAUGAUAGAUAUUGACACAUUAAUCAACAAUGUAAAUUAUGUUCAAGAUUCCGAAAACAAUAUGAAUCCCUUAGGAUCUUUAUUAGAACCAUUGCAAGACAUGAAAAUCGGGUUGUUCCAAGUUAAUCAAGUUUUGCUUUCAAACCAAACUGGUUCAACCAUGAGUUAUGAAGUUAUGAGUUGUUUUGAACAUUUAUCUCAGCAACUCGUUCAAUUGAACAAUUGUAUUGUGAAUCAAUCAAUAGUAGAAGAGACAGAUAAGGAAAUACCAUUUGAAUCUUCAAUAAAAAUGAUGCAAAACAUUCUAUUCGAUGAUGCUAUUGAUGAUUUAGGUGUAAAUGGAAUACUUUUUGGUAGUGUUAUGAAACCUCUUUUGCAACUUCAAAAUCUUAUUGUUUCAAAAAUGGCUUCAGUAGAAAGUGACCUUAGUUUUUCAGAACAUACUGAUGUUACUGGGGGGGCUUGUGACACACAAUCAUUGAGCUUAUCCUUGUCAAACAACGCACAAACCAUCUUAGAUAAAACUGCUAAUGAGAACUCUAAACAAGUAAUAAUUGAAUCAUCAAUCAUAGAUAGUUUAGAUAAAAAUUGUGAUAAACAAAAUAAUAUACAUAAGGAUACUUCCGGUAUAAAAAAAGAUUCAAUACUUUUUGAAAAUAACAUGAAUAAUGAUUUAGUUAUAAAAAGAGGUUUUGAAUGCGAUAUUGGGGAAACAUUCAAAUACGAUGAACCAAAUAUCAUAACAUCUGAAGAUGAUCGAGACAAUUCUGGUUUUGAAGCGCUGUUUGAUGAAACUGAUUUGGAAACGAUAAGUGAUUUUGUUGAAGAUGUAAGUUUGGAUAAUAUUAUGAAUUCUAAAGUUGAUCAUAAAUUAUCAGAUUUAUUAAUGAGUGAAAAAGAUAUUGAUACCAUGCACCAGAAAACCGAUGAUAUUAUUCCAGAACAUGUAUUAGAAUCAUUAGAAAAAAGUAACCAACAGGACUUAAUUUUAAAUUCACCAGUCGAUUUAUUCGAGGAACUUCAAGAAACAUUAAAAAAUAUGUCUGAAGUAGCACGAGAUGGAACAACAGAAAUUUUUGACUUGGAUAAUAAUACAUUAAACAUCAAUGAUUUACAAAAAAUUGAUUUGACCUAUACUAAUCAAAUUUGUGAUGAAACUAAUAACCUAUUAGACGGUUCAAUAGAUGUAGAUCAAAACGUUGAAAACGAAACGUUUAAAAAAAAAUCUAUAAGUAUUAGUGAUCAAAAUGCUUACAAAGAAGAGCAAGUGUUUGAAAUAGGACAGGACGCAGAUUUCGUUGAGAAUUUAGAAUGUUUAGACUCUGAUAAAUCAAUAUCUAAUAAUACGGUUAUUACAGUCAAUGAAAUUUCUGAUUCAAGUGAAGUUAAAAUGAAAAGAACUGAUAUUACGAACAAUUUAGAAACUGUUGUUGAUCUACUUGAAUCUAAAACUGAAAAUAUUUCCCAAACAGUAGAUAAUGUGCCGGAUAAAAAUGAACCUUUAAUUACCUCUGUAGAUGUCGCGAAUAAAAAUGAAUGUUUAAUUACAUCUUUACAUAAUGUGGUGUCAAAAAUAAAUGAUAAUAAUGCAGAUAUAACUACUUCAUCCGAUUUGAAAAAUGAAACUUUGGAUUCAGUACUAUCAAACGAAUUAAAUUCUGCUGAAUCUAUUAAAAAUAUAACAAUUAUUUCAAGUGAAGAUAUUGUGAUUGAUACAAAUAAGUUCAACGAAUCCGAGAAAAUGGAUACUAUAAAUAAUUAUAAUGAUGCAGAAAAUGAAGAUACAAUGUUAAUAAAAGAAGUUGAAAUACUAUCAAUCACGGAAAAAUGUUCACACAAGUCAUUUCCACAAGAUGACGCUGUCGUAAAUGAAAUUGAUGCUAUUCAUAAUUUAGAAACGGAUGCAGUCAUUCAAGUAGCACAAACUAGAAAUGAAAAUGAAUACAACACGGAAAAAGAUGAAGAAAGUAUUUUAAUAGAUAAAUGCUACAAUGCAACAGAAUUAAAUGAAGGGUUAGGAACAUUAAUAGAAGAAAAAAAUGUUAUAACACCAGAAAUUAAUUUAAUGAUCGAAGAUUAUAAUUCUUCGAUUAUUGAAGAAAUAUCCAACAAAAUAAAACAAUGUGAUGAUAAUGAUUUAUUAAAUAAAAGUAUUUACGCCGUUGAAGAAAGUGUAAUACCUGCAAACGAACCGAAGUCUUCCAUAGUUGAUGUUAAUUUAAUAACAGUCUUGGAAGAUUAUAUAAGUAAGGGCAUCACUGAAGAACAAAAUUGUGGAAACGAAAAUUUGAGUUCGUUAAAAAAUAAAAAUAAUGCUUCUGAUACAUUUGAAACUAACCAAGAUGUCAAUUUGGAUAAACAAUUACAAUACGAUUUACAACCAAAUGUAAAUCAAACUUUAACAACUGAUAAUAAACAAAUUGUUCCUAAUUGUACUAAUUGUGAAAAUGUGGUGAACCCGAUAACAGAACUAAAUGUUCUUAAAACUAAAGAAUAUAUUCUUAUGAAAAAUGAUAAAAAUGAAAGUGAAUUAAUUAAUGAAGAAUCUUUAGAUAAUAAUCAACAAAAUGCUCUUUUUGUUCAAGAAAGUAACAUUUUACAACAGUCUAAUAAUGAAAAAAAAUAUGACAAAGAAUUAAAUGAGCAAUGUGAAAUAGAUAUGAAAUUGAAUAAUGAAAUAGAAUGUAUUAGUUCAAAAAUAGAUUUACCAACAGAGAUAAUUUAUGCAGAAAAUGAUAUUGAUGUUAGAAAUGCUGUCCAACAGUGUGUCUUAGAUGGCACACAUAAUAUUAUUGAUGAUAUAUCUAUAACACAAUAUAACGUCGACAAUAAGUGUGUUGAUUUUAUGUUGCCAGUUACUGAAUUGAUGACUCAAUCAUUUGGAUCUAGUAUACUGGACAAGCAGUUAAUAAUAACUAAUCAAAAUGUUGAAGAAAAUCAAAACACAGCUGAAAAAUCAAAACAACAAUUUGAAAACCGUUUUGAAAGUAAUGACAUUAUUGAUGACGUAGCAGUUAAAUCUAAAAAUGAUGUAAUCAAUGAUUUUAAAUGUUCAGUUGAUUCGACUUUAAAUGAAAAAGAAACUGUUUCUGAUGAGAAAAUUAAUUCUGAAAACAAAACAACAGAAAUUGUAAUGAACGAUGAAGAAAAGUCCAUCAAUACAAUAAUCAAUAAAUCGUAUGAAAAUUUAACACAAUCUACUAUUUUUGAAAAUAAUGACACAACUCCAUCGGAAAAAACAUUAAUAAAUAGUGAAAUAAUUACAUUGGAGAGCACACAAUCAAUUGAUCCAUGUAAAUUUGACGAAAAUCAAGUUAAAAUACAACUCAAAGAAAAUGUAGAUUCCAAAUAUGAACAUACAGUUUCAGAUGAUAAAGAUAAUAUGAUAAAUAAUUUAGAACAUUUAGAAGCUAAAAACGAAAUUAUAUACUUACCAGAUGGGAUGAUAAAGAAGGACGAAGAAAAAUCACCUAGAGAAAUUCAAUACAUACAAAAUGAUGAGACUAAGUCGAUUAAUGAAUCGACAAAUAUCGUCGUUGAACAAAUCACUGCUUUAAUAGGUAAUGAAACGAUUUCAGCAUCCAACGCUCAACCACUAGAUACAGUUAUAAUUAAUUUUGAAAAUAUCAAAGAACAAGUAAUUGUAGAAGAUGUAAUCGAUACCGUAGAGAACAAAAAUCAGCAAAGAAAUGAUGUGGAAAAAAUAUCAAAAACCAACAUAGACAAAGUAGAUAAUUUAAAAAUACUUGGUUCGGAAAUAAACUAUUUACCCCCUGACAAUGACCAAAUUGUAGAUUUACAUGAUACCAAAAACGACUUAUCUAAACAUAAAUGUUCAUUUUUUGUCAAAGAAAAUACAGAAGAUUAUAAUGAAAUCACUAGUCACCCAAAUACAUGUAUUGAAAUCUCAAAUGAAAAUAACGCGAAUCAACAUAAGGAAUUUACUGAAUGUGAAUCAAAGGUCUUAGGGAACUUUGAAACUUUAGAAACACUUUCAGAUGAAGAAACUCUGAAAACAAAUACAGUAAGCAACGAAGAGAAAUUAAAUAGAAAUGAAGACAAUUUAAAAACAAACAAAACAGGCGAACAAAACCGAAUUGAAAAUAAUACAAAUGAAGAGAAAAGUCCAAUUUUAAUCGAUGUAUGUAAAUCAUUGGAAAAUGAUAAAGCUCUGGCUAAUGAUAAAAAUCGAAUAAUAUGCAUAUGUGAUACAAAACUUGAAAAUGUAAAUGAAAAACUUACAGAAAAUUUAGAAAAUAAUCAAGACAUUUCUGAAAACAAUUUUGGAAAAUCGUUAGACUAUUUAGGAGAUACAGAAGAUUUAAAAACAUAUGAAAUAAAUACCGAAGAAAUUAAAGAAGAAUUAAUAAAUUUUAAGGAUCUUGCGAUAUCAAAGAUUAAAUUAGAAACAAUUAUUGAUAAUACUCCAAGAGUUGACUCUAACGAAAGUACAAAACAAAUAGAAAAUUCAAUAUUUAAAAAUCCAUCAAAGUUAGUAAUAGAUAAACUAAAUAUCUCAUCAGAAACUCCUAAAAGUGAAUGUAUAUCUAUCAAUAAAGAUAUUGAUGAUAUAAAUUUAGAAAGUUUUAAUUCCAAUAUUUCUGUUACUGAAACUUUGCAGAUUAAUGCUAAAGUUGAUAUUAUAGAUCAACAUGCAGAUAUUUCCAAAACUGGAACACAAGAUACAGCAGACGUCAGCAAGGAAAGAGCAAACGUAGUAACAAAAGAUUAUUCUGAUGAUAAUCAUAAUUGUGAAAGUACUUUACCUAUAAGUGAAAUUCAAGAAAACAAAGAGAGAAAUACUUUAAACGACAAUAAAGAAAAUGAACACUCCAAUACAACACCUGAUACUAAAAAUAUUUAUGAAGAUAAAUUGAUAAACAAAGUGAAAAUUAAUGAUGAGAUUAAUAUUGUUACUGCUCUUGAAAAUAAAGCCAGUCUUCUAAAUGAUUUUAUGUUUGAAAGUGAAACUAGUGAUUUGUCUACCGAAGAACCAUUCAAUAUUCUUUCUAUAAUGCCAAAAUUGCAUUGUGUAGAAAAAAUUGCAGCUAAUGAAACUGAAUGCGUGAUGUUAGAAAAUAUAAACAUCUUAAAACAAAAUGAACUGAAUGCUGCAGAAAAUAUUAACCAACAUGCACAAGUAGAACACGAAUUAAACAUCGCUGCAAUCGGAAACAUAAUUAUAGAUUACGAUAGUAUAAAAGAAAUUUCUUUAACUGCAGGUGAAGAAAAAAAAAGUAUAGAAAAGGCAACUAUGGCUCUAACUUUGGACGACAAUUCAUUUGAAAUCGUAUCUACUAAUGUCGAUAUUUUAGAUGGGCCUAUUAAAGAUAUGACGAUAAAAGAGGAACAGAUUGUAUAUUCAGACACUGAUGAAUCGUCUACAAUUUCUACAAGAUCGACCAAACUUUUAAGUGAAAACAAUAAUCCUGAAGACAUGGCAGUUAAUAUAUUAAAUGAUCCAAUUCAAAAUACAGAUAAUUUGGUCAAAGAAAAUGUAGAUUCUAAAAUCCCAUCGUUGAAUAAAACAACAGAAAUAUUGAACGACGACACACAUAAUCAAGAAAAUUUAGGUUUAAAUAAGGAGCAGAGCGAAUUAGUUGAUAAACUACAACAAUCAAUAAAAAAUCAAAAUCAAAUAUUUGAAUCGUCAAUAUCUGUAGAAGAAAAUGACACCAUAGAUAAAGUUAAAAGUGGUGUUUCGAUUACAAAAAUCAAGACAACAAAUGAUGAAAAAACUACUGACACAAAAGAUAUUGUGGAUAUAAAUCGGAAAUUGAUUACUAAAUCAAAAGAAUCAACAACAAAUGAUAUUGGUGCAAGUGAAAAUAAAAUUGACAUAAAUAAAACCAUUAAUGAAACUAUAGACCUAACAAAUAAAGAGUUAUCACAUGACAGUAAAAACACUGAAAAAGUAGGGGUUAAAUUAGAUAACUUAGAUGCAGAAAUUGCUUCAGACAAUAAUAAAAAUCCAGAAGUAAUAAUUGAAUUUAGUACAAAUAAUCAAAUAAAAUCGAAAGAAAUUAAUGUUGAAAAAGACAAGACAAAGCGAGGAAUUAAGAAAAAUAAAUCAAGCGCUCAGCAAGAUGAUAAAAAAUCACCUUCGCCGGAUACCACGAAAAGUAAUAUUGAUAUUAGUGAAAUAAACAUUGACGAAACCAAAGUCAUCGAUAAAAGUAUUGAAGAAAUUAAUGAAAAAUUGUCAGAUGACAAUGAAGAUAUUGAAAAUGUUGGCGUAAAAUUGGAUAAAAUAUGUCCAGAAAAUGUUUCAGACAAUAAUAAAGCUUCAGAAGAAAUAAUUGAAAAAGACGUUUCAAAUGUUGAUAAAAAUCAAAAAGACAAUGAAAUUGGUACAUACAACCAAAUAAAAUCAACAGAAAAUGUUGUAGAAAAAGACAAGACAAAGCGAGGAAGUAAGAAAAAUAAAUCAAACUCUCAGCCAGAAAAUAAAAAAUCACCUUCACCGGAUAUCAUUAAAAGUAAUACUAGUGUUAAUGAAUUAAACAUUGACACAACAAAAGUUAUCGAUAAAAGUAUUGAAGAAAAUAAUAAAAAGCCGUCGGAUGACAUAGUCAAAAUUACAUUGAAUAAAAUAGAAACAGCAAUUCCUUCAGACAAUAAUAAAGUACCAGGAGAAAAAAUUGAAAAAGACUUUUCAGAUGUUGAAACAAAUGAAAAUCCGAAGAACAAUGAAAUUGGUACAGACGAUAUAAUAAGAUCAACAAAAGAUGUUGAAGAAAAAGACAAGACAAAACGUGGAAGUAAGAAAAAGAAGUCGAGUCCUCAACCGGAUGAUAAAAAAUCCCCUUCACCAGAAUCAACAAAAACUAAUAUUAGUGUUAGUGAAAUGAACAUUGAUACAAUAAAAGUAAUCGAUAAAAGUUUUGAAGAAAACAAUAAAAAACUGUCAGAAGACAUAGUCGAAAUUAAAUUGGACAAAAUAGAGCCAGUAAUUCUUCGAGACAAUAAUAAAAGUCUAGAAGAAAUCUUUGAAAAAGACGUUUCAAAUGUCGAUAAAAAUGAAAAUCAAAAGAACAAUCAAAUUGGUACAGAUAAUCAAAUAAAAUCUACAGAAAAUGUUGUAGAAAAAGACAAGACAAAACGUGGAAGUAAGAAAAAGAAAUCAAGCCCUCAGCCAGAUGGUGAAAAAUCACCUUCACCGGAUACCAUUAAAAGUAAUAUUAGUGUUAAUGAAUUAAACAUUGACAUAACAAACGUUCUUGAUAAAAGUAAUGAAGAAAUUAAUGAAAAAUUGUCAGAUAACAAUGAAGAUUCUGAAAAUGUUGGCGUUAAAUUGGACAAAAUACUACCAGAAAUUGUUCCAGACAAUAAUAAAGUUCCAGAAAAAAUAAUUGAAAAAGACGUUUCAAAUGUCGAUAAAAAUGAAAAUCAGAAAAACAAUCAAAUUGGUACAGAUAAUCAAAUAAAAUCUACAGAAAAUGUUGUAGAAAAAGACAAGACAAAACGUGGAAGUAAGAAAAAGAAAUCAAGCCCUCAGCCAGAUGGUGAAAAAUCACCUUCACUGGAUACCAUUAAAAGUAAUAUUAGUGUUAAUGAAUUAAACAUUGACACAACAAACGUUCUUGAUAAAAGUAAUGAAGAAAUUAAUGAAAAAUUGUCAGAUAACAAUGAAGAUUCUGAAAAUGUUGGCGUUAAAUUGGACAAAAUACUACCAGAAAUUGUUCCAGACAAUAAUAAAGUUCCAGAAAAAAUAAUUGAAAAAGACGUUUCAAAUGUCGAUAAAAAUGAAAAUCAGAAGAACAAUCAAAUUGGUACAGAUAAUCAAAUAAAAUCUACAGAAAAUGUUGUAGAAAAAGACAAGACAAAACGUGGAAGUAAGAAAAAGAAAUUAAGCCCUCAGCCAGAUGGUGAAAAAUCACCUUCACUGGAUACCAUUAAAAGUAAUAUUAGUGUUAAUGAAUUAAACAUUGACACAACAAACGUUCUUGAUAAAAGUAAUGAAGAAAUUAAUGAAAAAUUGUCAGAUAACAAUGAAGAUUCUGAAAAUGUUGGCGUUAAAUUGGACAAAAUACUACCAGAAAUUGUUCCAGACAAUAAUAAAGUUCCAGAAAAAAUAAUUGAAAAAGACGUUUCAAAUGUCGAUAAAAAUGAAAAUCAGAAGAACAAUCAAAUUGGUACAGAUAAUCAAAUAAAAUCUACAGAAAAUGUUGUAGAAAAAGACAAGACAAAACGUGGAAGUAAGAAAAAGAAAUUAAGCCCUCAGCCAGAUGGUGAAAAAUCACCUUCACUGGAUACCAUUAAAAGUAAUAUUAGUGUUAAUGAAUUAAACAUUGACACAACAAACGUUCUUGAUAAAAGUAAUGAAGAAAUUAAUGAAAAAUUGUCAGAUAACAAUGAAGAUUCUGAAAAUGUUGGCGUUAAAUUGGACAAAAUACUACAAGAAAUUGUUCCAGACAAUAAUAAAGUUCCAGAAAAAAUAAUUGAAAAAGACGUUUCAAAUGUCGAUAAAAAUGAAAAUCAGAAGAACAAUCAAAUUGGUACAGAUAAUCAAAUAAAAUCUACAGAAAAUGUUGUAGAAAAAGACAAGACAAAACGUGGAAGUAAGAAAAAGAAAUCAAGCCCUCAACCAGAUGAUAAAAAAUCACUAUCAUCUGACACCACAAAUAGUAUUAUUAGUGUCAGUGAAAAUAAAACUGACACAACAGUUAUCGAUAACAGUUAUGAAGGGAAAAAUAAUACACUGUCAAAUCAUUUUAAAGACACUGAAAAUAUAGAAAUUGAAUUAGAUAAAUUAGAACCGAAAAUUGAUUCAAAAAAUAAUAUGAUUGCGGUAAGAGUUACUGAAACAGAAGUUUCUACUGAUAAAACAAAUAAUCAGAAAAAUAUCAUGAUUGAUUCAGAUGACAAUACAUUGUUGGAUAAUGGAAUAGAUAAGAAACAGAGAGGAAGUAAGAAAAAGAAAACGAUUCCAGAGCAUGAAUACCAGAUACCAGAUACCACAAAAAAUAAAAUUGACUCAACAAUUAUCGAUGUAACUAUCGAAGACGACAAUAGAAAAAUAUCAGAUAAUAAUAAAAACUAUGCAGCAGACGGAACUAAGGUAGAACCGGAAACGGCAUCAAUUAAUAAUAAAAGUAUGGUAGAAAUAAUUGAAAAAGACUUUUCGAAUAAUACUCAAUCUAAAAAUUGGAAUAGCGACAAAAUCGGUACUGCCGAUAAAAUAGAAUCAACAGAAGAAGAUAAGACAAAAUCAGAGAACAAAAAAUCUACUUCACCCGAUAAAAUAAAUAAAAAAUCCAAUGAAAAACUUGAAAUUAAUAAUGAAAUUGAAAAAAACGAAAACACAAUUUCAGAUUUAAGAGUAAAUUUCACAGAACAGUUACCUAACAGUAACAUAGUAUUGGAAAAGAUGGAAAAAGGGCGCGGAAUAAGAUCUUUAGAGAAUAAUAUCGACACUAUUGGAAGGAGCAAAAAAAAUAUAAUUGAUACACAUUUAUUAAGCAAUACAGACAAAUGUGUGACGGAUAAUAAUAAAAAAGAACGAGGAAGUGUAAAACAAGAAACGAGUACUAAAUCACCUUUACUGGUAAAAUCUGUAAGAACGAACACAGAAGUUAACGAAAAUGUUGAUGUGAAACCAAAUGAUAAUACCACACAUUUUCUUACAAGUAACAAAAAGGUACGAACAUUGAGUGGGAUGACUGAACAUGACAUUGUCGACGUACCGGAAAUCCGGAGCUCGGAUAAACGUCCAGUUAAUCGUUAUCUACUGGACGUGACUGACGCACAUAAGUCACGCCCAAAUAGCCUGGCGUACAGAUCCCUGACGCCGGACCCACUGACUUUGUACAGAUCCUUGACGCCUGACCAUAUGAGCUCAUACAGAUCUCUGACGCCGGAGUGUCCGUCUUACAGAUCAAGCCUAACACCGAGGUCUAAGUACGCAACAUCGACAAGAUAUGCGGGUUCAUCAGACAGGGAUCUAUACGGUGGUAACAGCAGUAGCCACAGCAGCAGAAGCAGUAGUCGAUCUACGAGUCCUUAUCCACCAGAGUCGAGGAUUUCAGCCCGAAGUCUUUGGCCGCCUACCAACUUGGCGGCGUACCGGUGCCUUUCGGAGACAUCAAUUCCUCUCAGUUCAAGGCGUAUGGAAGUAGAGGCGACUUCCAGUUGGCCGCACACGAGCUAUGGUGUGACCACUCGGAGACGCAGGGGCUCUGACAGUUUUCUGCACGAUUCAGGAGUACGGGACGGAGGUUACUAUUCGAGUUGGAGAUUGUCUGACGGCCGAGCAGCAAUACACAGUGCUACCGAAGACCUUUACCGGACAAAGGAAGCGUUCAAAGGUCUGUACUUCUGCGUUCGGAUGAUAGAUCAAACCGUGUCAUCUGGCGCUCGGGUUAAGUUCUGGUGCAGCGUCAUCGGCCAUCCAGAACCACGUGUUCAGUGGUAUCGAGAUGGUCAGAAACUCAACAGUUUCACGUACAAUUCUUCCGCGAGGUAUCAGACAAAAUACGACGGGGGUUUGGCCCAACUGAUCGUCGACAACGCCCAGAGUGGUGACUCCGGCGAGUACACAUGCGUGGCCACCAACGGCCGUGACCGAAUAUCCACCACCGGAUUUCUGACGGUAUAUACGUCACCGUCGGUUUUCAGGAAACCUCUGCUACAGCCAUCGCUGUCUGUCGACGGUAUCGAGUCCGGCCGUGGGCUUUACUCUCGGACCAGCCACGAUUUCCGGUUAUCUGCAAACGACAAGUUUGAUUUCGGGUGCCAGAAGUUUGGCGGUGACUUGGCCACCAGACGCCCUGAGUAUCCAAAGUUCGUGUCCAGCAUAAUCGCUGACGACGUGGCGACUUAUGGUGGUACGAUCGCUCUCCAGGUCCGAGUGCAAGGUUCCCCGGUGCCUAAUGUUACGUGGAUGCGCGAAUCUAAACCACUACCGCGGUUAUCGAGCAAGUACGUUUACCUGGAUGAGGGUGGGCUGUACACGCUGCUGGUAAUGGACAGCACGGUCCGGGAUGGCGGAAAGUACGUGUGCCGCGCGUGCAACCUUUACGGGGUGGCGGACACGGAAAAGGCAGUUAGGGUGGUGUCACCGCAGGACUACACAGACCGCAGGGGCGUGAAACCGGCCAUUAUCGUGUCAAGACCUAACGACCGGCUGAAUGUGGCCGUCGGCGAGGACAUUACCGUCACCCUCCGGGUGGCUGGUGAACCGAAACCCAAAGUCAUAUGGAUGAGAGGUUCGAGGGACGUGACAUUCCUCGACCGAUCGCUAAAGGAGACGGUCAACGACUACGUGAUGUUGUCGAUCAAAAAGGCUCAACCGUCGGAUGCCGGGACGUAUUUUAUUAUCGCUAAAAACGUGUACGGAUCUGAUAGGGCGUUUGUCACCGUCGGGGUGAGAAAACGUGCGAGAUCGUUGACACCACCGCAAAUCAGAAAUACGAUCGGCCGGUGGUUUGGGCCGGCGGGCGGCGGCGGCGGUAGAGGAGGAGGAAGAGGAGGCUGCGCAAACAACGAAGUUCCGGGCCCCGUGCGCAGCGAACCGACGGUGACGGACCGGACCAACAACCGGAUAUCGUUGCAGUGGGACAGACCGGAAAAACCGGAAACAGUGCUCGUCUACAGGGUGGAGACGCGAUCGGCGGAUGAGGAAUGCUGGCGACAGGUCGGUAUGACUCCCACAAACGCCAUAGACGUGUACAACCUGAAACCGGGUUACCGGUAUCAGUUCCGCGUAGCAGCCCGCAACAGGUUUGGAUGGAGCCAACCAGUGGCCAGCGAGGGGUACGUGGACGUUUUCGAGCCGAAGUGUCUACCGGAAUUCCGUCAACCAUUGCCUGGGCAAACCCGGGUUUUACUGCGACACAGCGCAACUUUACAAUGUCACGUACGAGGUGUUCCGGAGCCGCGGGUGAGGUGGUUCAAAGACGGCGAACCUUUGCUGGCGUCGGACAGACACGCGGUCGGGCGCACGGAUGGAGGAAAGUGUACGCUGACGAUCGCGGACGCAGUGGACUGUGACGCGGGUCGGUACUCUUGCGAAGCCGUCAACGACCAGGGGAGGGUGUGCACGUUGACCGUCGUCCAAGUGAUAGCCAACCGCAAGAUUGUGGAGGCGGAACGGAGGCUUCAAGGGUGUCUGAUGAAAAACAAUGACUUCAAAGAAUCGGCUCCAGUAUUCACCAAACAUCUGAUCGACCGAAGAGUGGAUAUCAAUUCUACGGUCCGGUUGUCGUGUCAAGUUAACGGGUUACCCACGCCGUUGGUUCUGUGGUACAAGGAUGGUCGGCCAGUAGACUUUGCGAGUGGAACGGAGGGUGACAGGAAACUGCCGGUCAGGGACGAUUCGGACGACUUCUACACCCUGGAGCUGACCAGAGUCAAGUACGACGACAGCGGUACUUAUGCGGCGGUGGCGUCCAACGCGAUUGGGAAGGCAUCCACGCGGUGCGUGUUGGAAGUGUUCAACAAGAACCGCACCGACCCUGCGGUACCGUCGUUCGUUUUCGGUCUACCGCCGACCAGCGAAGCUGUAGACUCGAUCGUUUUGAGCGCACAAAUCGACGCGUAUCGUCCCGUCAAAGUCGAAUGGUUCAGAGACGGACUUCAAUUAAGAAACGGACGGAGAGUAGACAUAAUUACUGAUCACGAUGGAAACCUAGAACUUAGGAUAGCGUGUGUAACAAACCGGGAUUCAGGUACUUAUAUGUUGAGAGUGUCAAAUGACACUGGCACGGUAGAAAGUCGUUGCGAAGUCAAUGUGGUGGAACGUGAACAUAAAGACACAGGGAUGGAGCAGAUCUCUUUGAUUAAUCAUUUAUAUUCAAAAAAACCAAAGUUCGUCGUAAAACCAAAAUUUCAAGAAGUAGAAGAAGGCCAAGAAGUGAUAAUCGAUUCAGAAAUCGUGGGUGACCCAUUGCCGAAAAUUACGUGGCUCAGGGACGGUUUAAAGCCGGAAUAUUAUCGUGACAAUUCAGAGUUUUUGUGCGUAUCUAACGGAAAUCGUUAUCAGCUGAAAAUUCCUCACGCCAAACUGACACAUACGGGGACAUACACGCUACUGGCCGCCAAUCCGCAUGGACAGAUCAAAGCGCUAAUAUCUCUCCAAGUCUACUCGACAGGACACUGCAAGAAAAAAAUGGAAAAUGGGACCAACCACGCAACGGUGGAAAGAUUACCGAGAAUAAGUCGAGGGCUGGUCGACAUCGAGUGCCGGGAGAACGACAGUGUAUCGUUUGAGUGCAAGUUGAACAUCACUCAAGAGACGGACAUUAGAUGGCAAAAAGACGGCAAAUUGGUGAGAUUAGGCAAACAUAUUAAGUCUCAGCUGAUCGACGGCGAUACGGCUCGUCUCGACAUAUCCACUGCGAGCCCGCUGCACGAAGGACUAUACACUUGCACAGCUUUCAACGAACUGGGGCAAGACUCGACGUCGGCGCGACUGGUACUGUUGUCGGAUUCGCAAGAGACCGCCAAGGCACCCCAGUCGAACGGACAGCGAAAUACCAUGCUCAAUUCACCAAUACUAGCAGGUGAAACGAACGACAGAUGUACCAAACGGUUGAAGCGAAGCAGCGCGCCGAAAUUUUACGCCGUACUUCACGACCGGAUCGCCGACGUCGGCGAGACGGUUCGGUUCCUGUGCAGCGUGUCCGGUCACCCACCGCCGUGGUCGUCGUGGGAGAAGGACGGCCAGCCAAUCGGCGUCAAUAGCAGGAUGAGAAUUCGCGAGGAAGACGACCACCGGUCGUUGGAGAUAUGCGACGUCACCUCCGACGAUGCAGGCCUCUACCGAAUCACCGUCGAGAACAAAUUCGGAAAAAUCCAAGCCACAGCCCGUCUCGAAGUGUUGACACACAAUCAAACCACAAACGACGUUCAAAUCACAUCAUCAUCUAACGGCAGGAGACAGUCCGGGUCGGCUGCUUGUGCGGGUGAAAAUUUUACUCUCAGCUGUGACAUAAGGGGGAACUCCAUGUCUGACGUUACCUGGUAUAAGGAUGACGAGAAAAUCAAGCCCGACGGCAGGGUGACUUCGUCCCUGGACGAUCUGGCGGCCAGACUUUCGAUAUCGAACUUGGAGUCGGCGGACACGGGUGUGUACACGUGUGUGGCGAGGUGCGAGUCCGGCGUCACCAGGUGCUCGACGGAAUUGUGCGUUUUCGACACGAAACCGGCCACUGACUCGUAUCUACAACCUCCGAUAUUCGUCGAGGGUCUUGUUCCUAAACGCACCGCUGACGAAGGCGAACCGGUCCAGUUGACCGUAAGACUCCAAGGUGCAGUUCCUAUGAGCGCCUCGUGGUUUAAAAACGACGUGCCCGUUCCCGACUGCGCGGACUUUGAGUACGUAGUGGGCGACGACCGUGGCGAAUUCAGCCUGUCGAUUACCGACCCUUUCGUCAAGGACAGCGGCACUUAUAGUUGCAAAGUGGCCAACUCGUUUGGACAGGCCGUGUCAAGCGGACAACUCAUUAUAAACGAAAUGUCCAGCGAACAUCAGGUGCCAAUUGUCGUCGAACUGAACAACAAUCUGCAGGACGUUGUAGAAAAGACCGCGGACGAUUCCACGGUCGUCACCGGAACCGCACUUCCGGCAUCCAUACUCAGGGGGCCAUGUGACACGACCGUCUUGCGUGGCGCCAAAGUCGUCUUGGAGACGUCUUACCAGGGCGAUCCCGAACCCUGCGUCCAGUGGCUCAGAGCGGGCAAAGUGUUGGAGUCCAACGCGCAUCUGUGCAUAACCAACGAGCGCGGCGUGUCCAGUCUGACGAUCGACUCAAUCACGGCCGACGAUUGUGGCAAGUACGUCGUUCGCGUCGACAACGGACACGGUAACGAUUUCCACUACGCCUCUGUCGCCGUCGAAGGACCUCCGGACCCACCGGCAGGCAGACCUGUUGUCUCCGUGUCAGAGACUAGUGCGGACGUAACGUGGUCCAGUCCGGCGUACGACGGUGGGUGCAUGGUCACCGGUUACGGCGUGGAAGUCCGACCGUUCAACCAGUCCGAUUGGAAACUAGUGGCCGACAAGUGUCACUCGUUAUCUCAUAUUGUCCGGGGUCUGGCACCCGGCGAGUCUUACGUGUUCAGAGUCCGAGCGGAAAACAUGCACGGAUCGAGCGAGGCGAGCUUAGAAUCCACACCGGUGUACAUACUGCAAACUGAUUAUGGAAACACGCUUUGGCCAAAAACAGUAAACAUAGAAAAUGGUGAACAAUUCGAUGGGCAAUACGAAGUACUGGAUGAACUUGGAAAAGGCAGAUAUGGGGUCGUGUAUAAAGUUAAAGAACGUGAGACCAACAAAUAUUACGCUGCCAAGUUCGUCAGGUGCAUCAAGUCAACGGACAAGGAAAAAGCCCAAGAAGAAGUCGACAUAAUGAACUGUCUGCGACACCCGAAACUCUUACAGCUCGACGCAGCUUUCGACAAGCCAAGAGAAGUGGUCUUGGUCACCGAAUACAUUUCCGGUGGUGAACUGUUCGAAAGAGUGGUGGCCGACGACUUCACGCUCACAGAAAAAGAUUGCAUUCUGUUCACCAGACAGAUAUGCGAAGGCGUGGACUACAUGCACAAGCAGAACGUCGUGCACUUGGAUUUAAAGCCGGAAAACAUCAUGUGCCAGUCGCGGACCUCGCACUACGUCAAGCUCAUAGACUUCGGGUUGGCGCAGAAAAUCGUACCGGGACAGCCGAUGCGAGUGCUGUUCGGCACGCCCGAGUUCAUCCCGCCCGAGAUCAUCGGCUACGAGCCCAUCGGCCUCGAAUCGGACAUGUGGUCCGUGGGAGUGAUCUGCUACGUGCUACUGUCCGGUCUGUCGCCGUUCAUGGGCGACAACGACCCCGAAACGUUCACCAACAUAACGAAAGCCGAAUUCGACUUCGACGACGAGGCCUUCGACGCCGUCUCUCAGGACGCCAAGGACUUCAUAAGCGCGCUGUUGAUCAAACGCAAAGAGUUAAGACUUACUGCCAGAGAAUGUCUGAAACACAAAUGGCUGGCGCAACAGGACAUGGACAUGAGUUGCGUGAUUCUGAGCACGGAUAAACUUAAAAAAUUCAUCAUCCGUCGAAAAUGGCAGAAAACGGGCAACGCAAUCCGUGCUCUGGGCAGGAUGGCCACUCUGUCAGCGGCUAGCAGACGUGGUGUCAGCGGGGGUAGCAGUGCUGGAGGAGGAGGUGGAGGAACGGGAGGUGGAUGCGGAACCGGAAGCGUUUUACAAAAGCUAAAAAUGGCUUGCCUGAGAGAAGAAGAGUCGGCCGGCGAGGCACCUUUGGAAACUCUGCAAGAAAUUGCGAUAACCGAAACAACGAAAAACGGUAGUGGCCAUAGGUCUUGUGACGCUCGCAGCGACAGUGGAUUUAGUGAUUGUCCAUCUUUAGCGUCACCUACUGCGACGCUCGUCCGGCCGACAAAAUGCCCAUCUGCCAUAUCCGAAGAAAUGCCACCGGUUUCCGACCAGGAUCGUUCUCCUCCACCACCCUCUCAUGGUUCUUCUUCACCCGUCACUCGUCGUUCUCCUUCUCCUAUCACUCAUCGUUCUCCUUCUCCCGUCACUCAUCGUUCUCCAUCUCCACCACUCACCGGUCGUCCUUCUUCUCCAGCCACUCGUCGUCCUCCUUCUCCCGCCACUCGUCGUCCUACUUCUCCCACUACUCGUCGUCCUCUUUCUCCCGCCACUCAUCGUCCUUUUUCACCCUCAACUCGGCGACCCUUGUCUCCUACAACACGUGGUUCAUCUUAUACAGCAGCUCGUGGACCUUCUCCUCUGGCAACUCAUCUCCGUUCUCCUCUUCCGCGAAACCGUCGUGACGCCACUCAUCCCGUUCAUGACGUACCACUGCCCGCAGGUACCGGAGUCAGUGGCAUGUGCAAGACAAACCGGAUAAUCUUUGACAACGGACGGCGUGACGGCAAUGCAUCAUCGCCUGGUAUUGGCGGCGGCGGCGGCGUUCAGCGUAAGGAACCCAUUCGCAUACAGACGGCCGACAAUUUCCAAAAGGCUGUCGCAUUUUGGAAACAAUAAAAUAUUAUAUUAUUUUAUAACAAUACAUGGUGAUUACGUCACCCUCUUAGAUCGGGUGUGUUUUUUUUCUCUAACUAAUCAUUAUAAUAUGCUAUUAUCAAACUAUUAUUAUACAUUCAUUAUUAUACCUACCUACAUAUUAUAUCGUUUUGGAUAGUAAGACAUCUCGUUUUCACUUUUCAACUGUUUUUUUUUUUUAAAUUUACUUUUAUUUUAUACCUUAGAUAUGAUAUUUUACGUGUUAUUUCAUUAUUGCCAAAGCUUAGACAUUUAAUUUAUAAGUGUACAUAUUAAUAUUAUUAUCACAUAGCGGUUUGAUAUAAUUCGAUGAACCGUUUUUCGCAUUUCAUUUUGUUAUAUUAUACACACGUGCCAUUGACCGUUAGCCGUUUAUACAAAUAUAUAUUAUUUACUAUUUUAUUAUUAUACACAAACAUACCUAUUUUAUCCAUCAUCGUGGCUCGCUCAUUAUUACCGAUAGGCCUGUGUUAUUGUUAUAUCAUAUAGGUGUCUUUAAUAACAACAAUUUUGUAAGUCUGCUUUUUAUUGUUCACCGUCGGGAUGUUUGUAUUUUUAUGUUCUUUUUCGUGUGUAAACUUUUACAAUAAAUUAUACAUAAUAUAAUA